Molecule: messenger RNA, 396 nt
Organism: Mesocestoides corti
Lineage: Eukaryota; Metazoa; Platyhelminthes; Cestoda; Cyclophyllidea; Mesocestoididae
Source: the annotation of a GenBank genome assembly
AUGACAGUCUUCAAGGUGGUGAAUUUGGUCGAAGUUGCAGCUUCCGUGACGCUGCUCGUGAUUGUGAUGGUCGUCGGUGCAGAGAACUGCUGGAACGCUGGCCAGUGCGCGAACCCCUUGUUCCUGGCUCAGAGUGUCCUGCUGUUCGUCGCAGCGAUCUUCCUCGCCGUCACCACAAUCAUCUACCUCGUCAGUUUCUACAAGCACGGGUUUUGUCUGCGCGUGGCAUACGUACUGACGGGCAUUGUGGGUGUACUUUGCAGCCUCGCGGGAACAGCUGUGAUGCCAUACGCGCUCGGACAUCAGUGGACGCAUUGGCUUGCAACCAUCGCAAUGACCAUCGCGCUCUCCUUCACCAUCAAUGUCAUCUUUGCCUUUCCACAGAAGAAAUCUUAG